AUGGAGAUUGCAGAACACGUUGUCGAGGUGAUGAGAUUUCACGGAACGCAGACGUUCCUUGAAAUGGCAAAUUCGUUGCGAAGAUUUGGGGAGUGUGCAAAUGAAGGGGUUGUUCCGAUUAUUGGUAAUUACGAGCAGAGUGAACACCACGCACCUCGAAAUUCCACAGUGGUCGAUUCUGUUUUUGACCACGGUGGUUCUGACGCAGAAUCGGAAGUACUGCCUACUCUCCAGACAGUCGAAUUACGUGAAAAUGACGGAGAAGAUAUGACGAAAUCGAGGGAUGAAAUACCUGAUGGUGUGACUCACGAGCGAAUUGAGAUUGAGACGACGGACACCGAUACACUACUCGCUGAAACUGAUAGAAUUCUUCGUCAGCUGGAAGACGUGGUUUCGUCAGACAAUGAUGACAUGCGACCUGAAGGUAUCAACCGGUCGGUGAGCGACUCCAACCCUUUGGUGAGCAGCACCAACCCGUUGGUACACGACUCUUACCAGUUGGUGAGCGACAUUGAGCACGGCAAUGAGUUGGUAACCACCACCAACGAGUUGGUGAACAAUGGCAACAGCAAAAAGAAAAGGGAGCGCCAGAACGCAUCUGAAAAAACAGACAAAGAAGGGAGUGCUGAAUGGAAAAUUAAUACGUCGUAA
Phytophthora nicotianae INRA-310 is the source of this 651-nucleotide messenger RNA. RefSeq lists its product as hypothetical. Lineage: Eukaryota; Oomycota; Peronosporomycetes; Peronosporales; Peronosporaceae. The transcript has a single exon. The record is from RefSeq and is a predicted model, not a curated record. The coding region runs from base 1 to 651 and encodes 216 amino acids.